UCUUCGUGUUACAUCUUCAUGUAUUGGCUCUGUGAAUCUGCCAUCACGUUCAUAAAAAAAGUUGAAAGUUAAGGUGAAAUACAUUAAAAUCAAGUGAAAACACAUUAAAAUCGUAUUUAAGUUGUGAUUGUGCAAUUUCUUAAUUUUUUCGUGGAAUAAAUGACAUGCUUUUGAAACAUGUCGGCCUCUUUGGUUAAGAAAAGUCUUCAAAUUGUGGAAUCGUCUGAAUUUCAAGGAGCACGAGAAUCCUGAGAGAGAGGAAACACACUUAGAGAGAGAGAGAGAAACAUGAUGGCCAACGGUGGAGGCGAGAAAAUGGUAGCUCCGUUCGGUGGUGGUGGUGGGGGGGAUGGAGCCCAAUGGACUCCUUUUAUUCCUUCCGUACUUCCGUGGAGCAGCGUAACUCCAUCCAUAACGUCACAAGUGGUUCACUUCACUGGAACACCAUCUAUGGCAUCAUUGCCAGUAGUCCAUUUCAGCGGAACACCAACUAUGACGUCACAGGCUCUACAUUCUACUGCGACACCGACAAUGACGUCACGAGUGGUGAAUUUCACGGGAACGCCUACGAUGACAUCACAAGUGGUUAAUUUUACGGCUCCAGUGACGUCACAACUAGGUGGACCGUCACACUUGGGUAGUUAUGGAUUUGAUACGGGAAUGACUUCAUCGCAACCAUAUCGCCCUCUUAUUCCACCAAAACGAAAGUGUCCUCUCGCCUGGGAAGAAAUACCGCCUCCAAAACUGCACAUAACUGACGAGCAGAUGGCCUGUCGCAUGAAGGGCUUGCAGAUUAGCCAGAACAACGAGCUGCUGACUCAGCAAACGUCGCAGGAUGACGUCACGCUACCAUCGCUAGUUGUCUGCGAUGAAAUUCGGCAACUGCGCAUGCCUAACAACAUUUUGCCGGCCGAACUUCUCGCAAAACUGGAGAGUCCUUCGAAGGCGUUGGUGGUUUGGAAGCCACCUGAACAACGUGCGGCCGAGCUCCUACAACAAACCUUGAAAAAUGUAAAAGAAAAAGAUGAAUCCAAGAACAAGGAAGAAUCAGAAAUGUUGUGUUCGUCAUUUCAGUCAGAUGAUAAAAAAGAGGAUGGUAUGGCUACCGCCUCAACGUCGACCACCUAUUCUUUCCAGCCUCAUCCAGCUUUGCCAAAUUUUAGUUUAGAUGCUUUCAACAAUAACAACAACACACUGUUUGAAGCGCCACAGCAACAACUGGUCUCUAGCGGUGGUGGUGAUGUUGAGGACAUGGCACUUGAUGUUGAUGUAUGAUGUAUGUGAUAGUGAAUUGUGUGAUGUCUGGGAUGAUAAUUAUGCGAUUUUUGAUCUUUGUAAUUGGUGUUUGAGGAUGAUACUUGAUGUUAGUGUGUGACAGCUAUAAACGCUCGUCAUCUGAUCAGACUUUUUAUGGUCGACUUUAUUUUGCGUUUCGUCAAACUUCCUCGGUUUCAUUUUCUUUCAUAUGUUCUCUUAUGAGAGAUAGAUACUGAAUCUUCUAUAAAUUAUGAAAUAACUCAUGAAAUCACAUUUCCUUACAAGAAAAUCUGGCAAUAGCAGUUUUCUACAGGAAUGAUAGGAUGAGUGAAAUAUUAUAAUAAUUUAUCAUAAAUGUAAUUUAUGUACUGUAAUAGCUUAGUUGAUUUGAAUAUGCCGCCAAUCAUGCAGAUUCCAGUACAACUUCUUAUCGCAUUUUAUGAUGAAUAUUUGCAAUAUGAAUGUAUUUUUUUAUGAAAAAUGAAAUUAACAAUUCGAUAACUCUAGUUUAUGAUUUCAGAACACAUCUUGAGAUUGAUUAUUAGAGAGCAAACUAUAAAUUUAAAUGAUGAAUUGAUCCAAGUGGAAAAGAUAAUGAUGAUCGGCAAAAAUUCAAAUACAAAAUGCUAUUAUGGGGCAUAAAUUACAUUCAUGAUGAAUUAAUUGUUCUUAUCAUAUUUUUUCGGUAGAGAAUUGCUAUUGCCAAAAGGAAAUAUGAUUUCAUGUGUUAUUUAAUUAUUUAUAGUGAAAUAUUUAGUAUUUAUUUCCCGUGAGAAAAAGUAUAUAAGAAUUUUAAACCUGGAAAGUUUGACGUCACACAAAAUUUAAUAGACCAUAAAAAGCUCUGUCUGAUCAGAUGUCGAGCGUUAUGCUAUUCCAUUUAUCUAUCUAUCUUGAGUGUGUGAUAAAUGAUCAUAUUUAUAAAAUAAUUUAUGUCUGACUUUGAUGUACUGAAUUAUCUCUAUGACCUGGACAUAGAUUUUUGGAUUAUAUGAUUAGCUGUUGUUUGAGAUGAUUAUGAUGAGACAAUGAUGUUCAUAUUGUCUGUAAAGUUAACUUCUUGAAUGAUAGAAUUCGAUCUUUGAUGUUAAUUUUUUAUGUUUGUAGUAAUAGAGCUAAGGCACGUUGCACACAGGAGAAACGCGAUAUAUGAAACACUGAAUAUAUACCAGUACACGACAAUUUACAUGAAACAACAUACUAUCAUUACAUGUACUAUCAAUGUCACGUGAAUGAUGGAUUGCAUUAGAGCCGUUUCAUAUACCUCAACACUAUAAUUGCUGUAAUAUUUAUUUAUCAUUUAUCUAUAUAAUAUGACAACUCCCAGUUUCCCACUAAGUCUAACAAGACCAAUAGUGUUACAAAAACAAAAUAGCACUGCAAAUUUAACAUAAUGAAAAACUUGAAUUAUAAAAUGAGUACAGUAAAAAUGUGGAUCACACUAAUAUUGUUCCGGGAGUAGAUUCAGCAGAUCACAGUAGGUGUGGUUCGCAUAACCGAAAAUUCCACAAGAGUAUUAAAAAUUGUAAUGCAUAUAUCGAAAAAAAAAAUUCCGCGCUGAAAGUUGUGAAAACCAUUAAAUUCUCAUUUCGAUAGGUUAAUUUUCAAAAGACUUUGUAUUAGUUUGAUAAACGGUGCUGUUGCUAUUGUAUCGUGACUUUUUCCAUUUGAAUUCAUUGUGAAACUGAAGAAAAUAACGUUUUUUUUCUUCGGUGUGCCUGCAUACAUGAAACAGAUACUAUGAGGCUCGUUUCAUAUAGCCUACUGCGUUUUUCCGGUUUGCAACGUUUUUCUUGAGACUUUAUAUUAAGUAUGAUGAUAUUGAUUAAUAAAUAAUAUUAAUUAUAUUGAUUAUUGAUGAUGUUUAUAGAAAUAACACUCAUGUAAGUGAUGAUGAGACGUGAUUCAUGAUCAUUUUGAUUCAUAAUCAAAUGUUAUGCAUUCUGUGCUUCAUAAUAAAUUACAACUAAUUUAUUUGUAACACUAUUUCUUGACAAUAUUCAAAUAACUAUUGAUAGCAAAAGAUGAUGAUGGCUUCUUGAAUCACAAUUUUCAGCAAUUAAAUUCUGGAUCUAAAUAGUUUUCAACUUCACAAGUGUGAACUUUCUCAAUUGCUAAUUUAAACAAGUAUUUCAAAAUUGCAAUUCAUUGUAACCACUUAUCUCAAGUUUAAAUAACUAAAGUUGUAUUUAUUUUCUUAAUUUCACUCUCCGUCUAUCUCUCUUAGUAGAAUUAUGAGAUUUUGAUUUUUUUUCAUUAUCGAUAGUCGCAUAAAACUAUAGUCAGUCACAUAUUCAUUUAGCUUUAUUUGGUUUGAAAUGAUAUUAAAUUAACUUACUUACCUCCUACAAUUUUCUAUUGUGUUCGAUUAUUAAUGUAAUACAAGGCUGUUUUAAGGUAUUAGGCGCUAGGUAUAAGGCUGAAUAACAUUAAGUUUUAAUUAGUUAUUUUUUAAUGUUAAUAUUUUUGUAAAUUUUGGUUUAACUGUUGUUCAUAGUGUGUUUUGUGUUUGAUAAGUUUUGAAGAAAAAAUCAUUAGGCUACUGAAAAGAAAAAUGAAUUCAAAUAGACUUUUUACUCAAAUCUCUUUGCAAUCAAAUAUUUCAUUCUUAUUCUUGAAAUAAAUUGAAUCGGUUAAGCGUGUUUAACUCAGACAGAUUUUCGACCUCUCUUUUAUUUAUGUGUAUACUAUACAAAAGAUAAGUAGAAAAAGUCUAUAAUCACGUGAAAAUACCGGAAUCAAUUUUUGAACACCUAAUUAUUCUGAGAUUUUAAAUCUAGAGAAUGUGUAUCUUGAAUAUUAAAAUUUUCUGAAUUUUCAACUUAAAUUCUGAAAUAUUUGUCCCAAAUACCAACAAUAAAUUUCCAAUUUUAUUGAAUUUUUGUGCUAUUGAUUUUAAUUUUAGGUAAAACAAAAAAAACUAGAUUUAUGCAAAAUUAGAUAGAUUUCAUAAUAGAUCUAAUUUGUUAGAAACAUAAUUGUUUAACAUUUAUUGGGUUUGAAGUGUUUGAAUUGUUUAAUUUGCUGUAAAAAUCUUCAAGGUUUAAAAAUAUUUUUUUGCGAACAAUUGAUUGCGAGUCAAUUAGUUUUGAGUGCUGACGUUUCUACAUUGUAUAGCUUUUGUAAUUUAUUUGAGAAAUAAAUGGAAGUAUUUUUUAA
Molecule: messenger RNA, 4416 nt
Organism: Nilaparvata lugens (brown planthopper)
Lineage: Eukaryota; Metazoa; Arthropoda; Insecta; Hemiptera; Delphacidae
Product: nicotinamide riboside kinase 1
Exons: 2
Coding region: 289-1275 (328 amino acids)
Cellular component (GO): cytoplasm
Source: RefSeq, a predicted model, not a curated record